Molecule: messenger RNA, 2049 nt
Organism: Caenorhabditis remanei
Lineage: Eukaryota; Metazoa; Nematoda; Chromadorea; Rhabditida; Rhabditidae
Exons: 7
Coding region: 1-2049 (682 amino acids)
Molecular function (GO): protein binding
Source: RefSeq, a predicted model, not a curated record
AUGCUCCUCCGACUUUUUGUGGCGUUUUUAGUAUUACCGGCUUGUCUGGCCUUUUGCCCAAAGCUUUUUCAGAAUCAGACAGCAUGCUCCUGCGACAGCACGGUAGAAGGACCAGUCAUCAGAUGCAGUGGUACAGAUGGACUCAUGAUUGUUGACAAGCUCAAGGCGUCUCACAUGGAAAUCAAAGAGUUCGCUUUGGAAAACGCUAAUAUUAUCGAGAUCGGACCACGUGCCUUCAAGAACUUGAGAAUCAAGAAGCUCAAUCUUGACAAGAACAGAAUCCAACACAUCCACGAGCACGCAUUCCAGGGAUUGGAAAAUGUGAUGCAAGAGUUGUCCAUCUCUGAGAACAGCUUGGAGGAGGUCCCAACCAAAGCUCUUUCCGGACUCCGUGUUCUUAACAUCCUUAGCUUGAAAUGCAACAAAAUCGGGAACAUCACUAAGAAGGCAUUCGUCAACAUGACCUCCCUUAUUGAUGUCAACUUGGCUUGCAAUCAAAUCUGUGAGAUGACUCCAGACACCUUCGAGAACGUCAAGGCCUCCCUUCAAAAUUUGAUUCUUGAUAGCAACUGCAUGUCUGCCUUCCCAGGCAAAGCCGUGAGAAGUAUGAAUAACUUAAUUGCUCUUCAUGUCAAGUACAACAAGAUCAAUGUUCUCCAACAAAACGACUUGUCCAACCUCACUUCUCUCUCCAUGCUCUCACUGAACGGAAACAACAUCUCUGACGUUAAAGGAGGAGCUCUCCAGAACACAUCAAACCUUCGCUAUCUCUACUUGAACGAGAAUAACCUCCAAACAUUCGACAAUGGAGUUAUGGAGCAAUUCAAACAAGUCCAAGUCCUCGAUUUGUCGUUCAACAACUUCAGCGACAUCACCAAGGAAAUGUUCGAAGGACUUGAAAGCAUCCAACACUUGAACCUUGACAGCAACCAAAUCAAGUCAGUCGCCGCUGGAGCAUUCGCCGGAACUCCACUUUUGUUGCUCUGGCUUCCAAACAAUUGCUUGUCUGAGAUCACUCAACAAACUUUCCAAGGAGCACCAUUCCUUCGCAUGGUUUCCCUCUCCAACAAUAAUAUCAAGUCUAUCCAGGAGCUUUCCUUUGCCCAUCUCGCCAACCUCCACACCCUCGACUUGGCCAACAACAAGAUUAUGUCCCUCCAAAACAAAUCUCUCUCCGGAGCCGAGAAUCUUUCCGUCCGUCUCCAAGAAAAUCCAAUGGUAUGCUCACAAAACGGAUUCCACGUAUUGAACGCCGGAGAAGCCAUCAACCUUACCAGCGAGGCUAACAACGUCUGCAAGGGAGACUGGCAUGCCGAGACUGUCGACUUGUGUCCAAAGGCUCAACCACGUCCAGCUAGACCAACUUGCUGCUCCAAUGUCAUGCCAACUACUACCACUACAACUACUACCACCACUACUACCACUUUGGCUCCAUCCACCACCACAGAGGAGGAAGAAGUUGAAGAAGCCGAUGAUACCGAGGAGACCACUACCGUUGAAUCAAAGAAAUCUAAGAAGGCUAAGGCGACCACCACAACCGCAGAGCCAGAGGAAGAGUAUGUUGAGGAGGAUGACGAGGAGACAGAAGAAGAAGAGACCACCACUGAGAAGCCAACCACCACCACAACUACUGAGGCUUCCAAGUCUAAGAAGGUCAAUAUGGAGAGAUUCUGGAGACUAUCAAACAAGCCAAGCGGAAAGUCACCAUUCAUGAGACAUUCUCAAGGAAGCAAGCCAAAGUAUCUUCAAACGACCACCACCACUGAGGCUCCAGAAGCUGCUGAGGAAGAGGAAGCUGGAGAUGAGGCUGAGUACAUCAGUGAGGACGACGAGGACACUGAGGAAGCUGAAUCCACCACCGCUGCCACUACCACCACCGAGGCCGACGUAAAGGUUCCAGCUAGAAUCAGAGAGCGACAAAAGAUGUUCGCCAACAUCCCACCAUGGAUGGCACAAAGAACAAAGACCGACGAGACAGUCGAGGAGGAGUUCAGCAAGGACGACGAGGUUGAGACUGUUGAGACCGCCGAGAAGCCAGCCAGACAGUAG